GAUCGAGAUUCAGCCAAGAAUGUAGCAGUGUGUGGGCUGUGGGAUGGCCUUAAACAAGAUCUCUACUAUGUGCGCAACACCAGCGAGUGCAAUAGAAGUAUAGAAAGUUUCGUGUACAUAGCAUUAAAGGUACCCAACAAAGAGCCAUGGCUCAAGCCAAAAGCUGGGUUCUGAAGCAGCACUUUGAGGGCUUUCCCAAAGACUCCGACUUUGAGCUUAAACUAGAGCAGCUCUCUGAGCCCAGAGAUGGAGAGGUUCUUUUGGAGGCACUGUUCCUUAGUGUGGACCCUUACAUGAGACCAUACAGUCGUGUUCGAAUGCAAGAAGGAGACGUGAUGAUCGGAACUCAAGUUGCCAAGGUGAUUAAAAGUAAUAAUCUUUCAUUUCCUGUGGGCUGCCAUGUGGUUGGUCAAUGUGGUUGGAGAACACAUACUGUGUCAGAUGGGAGUGAUCUCACCAAAAUCUUGGAUGACUGGCCUCAAGAUGUCCCCCUCUCCCAUGCCAUCGGAGCCAUUGGCAUGCCAGGGCUGACUGCACUCUACGGUUUGGAGGAGGUCUGUGCCAUCAAAUCAGGAGAAACCUUACUGGUGAAUGCAGCCGCAGGGGCGGUGGGCUCUGUAGCCGGUCAAAUUGCCAAACUUAAAGGCUGCAAGGUUGUGGGUUCCGCAGGAAGUGAUAACAAGGUGGCAUACCUGAAGGAGCUGGGCUUUGACCAGGCCUUUAACUAUAAGACUGUCUCCUCACUGGAGGAAGCACUGAAGAAAGCUUCACCUGAAGGAUACGACUGCUACUUUGAGAAUGUGGGUGGCCCUUUUUCGAGUGUUGCUAUUCCGCAGAUGAAGGCUUUUGGGCGUAUUGCUGUUUGUGGAGGAAUAUCACUCUACAAUGAUACCACCCCACAAACAGGUCCUUAUCCACACAUGCACAUGAUUUUUAAGCAGCUGAAAAUGGAAGGUUUCUUGGUGAGCAGGUGGGAACAUAAAAAUGAGGAGUCUCUAAAGCGAAUGUUGACCUGGAUGCAAGAGGGAAAACUGAAGUGUAAGGAACAUGUCACUGUUGGGUUUGAAAACAUGCCCGCUGCUUUUAUGGGGAUGCUCCAGGGGGAAAACAUUGGGAAGGCUGUCAUUAAAGUCUGAUGUCAAGUGUUUCAGUGGUUUACUCAUAUUACAACGUUAUUUUUGGCAUAGAUUUUGCAUUAAUAAUGUUGUGUCCUUUAAUUUGGUUUACAAGUAAAGUUGAUUUUUGUAAAUGAGUGUCACAUUUUCCUCCUCCGCUAGGACAAAUAUGCACAAAGCAGAAAUAAAAUGGUUUUUUUUUUUUCCUAAUAUAAGCAUAUAAAAGAUUUUUAUGCCAAAAUUAAAAUAUAUGUCUAUUAACUCUUAAA
Molecule: messenger RNA, 1384 nt
Organism: Ctenopharyngodon idella (grass carp)
Lineage: Eukaryota; Metazoa; Chordata; Actinopteri; Cypriniformes; Xenocyprididae
Gene: ptgr1.1
Product: prostaglandin reductase 1, tandem duplicate 1
Exons: 9
Coding region: 147-1136 (329 amino acids)
Biological process (GO): prostaglandin metabolic process
Cellular component (GO): cytoplasm
Molecular function (GO): 2-alkenal reductase [NAD(P)H] activity; 15-oxoprostaglandin 13-reductase [NAD(P)+] activity
Source: RefSeq, a predicted model, not a curated record